UUGCGCCUGCGUGAGGCCUUGGAGCUCGAAGACAGAACACCCGGAUAUGAGGUGACCCGGAGACGCCCGCGGGUAUGACAGGACACCCGAAGAAAAGUUGGGGGAGUUUGGGCCUUUGAUGGUAUCGGUGCGUAGAGCGUUUCUUGAAGACCUGGGACCCCUUACUGAAGGCCUGAGGCGCCGGGACGCGGACAAAGCCCGGGACGUCUCCCCCUGUGCCGCCAUGGAUGAGCAGGAAGCUCUCAAGUCCAUUAUGAAGGACCUGGUCGCCCUUCAGAUGGGAAGGCGACAUCGAACUACCGGAAUCGAGGGGGUGAAAACGAAGACAAGCAGCCUCCCCAAUAAACAGAAUGAUGUGAGGAUAAAGUUUGAAUACAAUGGCGAGAGGCGGAUCCUGCAGUUCCCUCGGCCUGUAAAGAUUGAGGAUGUGGAGCAGAAAGUGAAGGUAGCCUUCGGACAGCAGAUGGACCUGCAUUACAUGAACAAUGAGCUGUCUAUACCACUCCGAAGUCAGGAUGAUCUUGACAAGGCCGUUGAUCUUUUAGAUCGAAGUUCAAGUAUGAAAAGUCUGCGGAUUCUGCUCCUCUCCCAUGAUAGGAACCAUACCUCCUCACCCCACUCUGGGGUCCAAAAGCAAGUGCGGAUUAAGGCCUCCCAGUCUUUGGGUGAUGUUACUACAGCAUAUCAUUCUGCAGAGACCCGGAGCCGACAUCUGUCUGUCAGUUCACAGAAUGCCGGACGCAGCUCCCCACCGCCUGGCUAUGUCCCCGAGAGGCAGCAGCGGAUUGCCCGACAGGGUUCCUAUACCAGCAUCAACAGCGAGGGCGAGUUCAUCCCGGAAACCAAUGAUCAGUGUAUGCUGGACCCACUGAGCAGUACAGAGAAUUCGAUAUCUGGUAGUUGUCAAUCUCUGGACCAAUCCGAGGACAGCCCUUCAUUCAGGAAAUCCCGAAUGUCAAGAGCUCAGAGUAAUCCCGACAACAGACAGGAUUUCUCAGAUCGGGAGAAUCAGUUCUGUGACAAAGCAGGGAAAGGUGGGACAUACCCUCGAAGAUAUCACGUAUCUAUUCACCAUAAAGACUAUAGUGAUGGACGAAGAACAUUCCCACGGAUCAGGCGCCCUCAAGGAAAUCUUUUCACCCUUGUGCCAUCUAGUCGUUCUUUAAGCACCAAUGGAGAAAACCUGGGCCUGUCUGCGCAGUAUGUGGAAGCCCGCAACCGACUGCGCAGCGCAGACAGCGAGAACACACUGGGUGUACCGGAAAGAAAUGUACCCAUUAAAUCUCCCAGUGCUCCCAUAAACUGGCGCCGGGGAAAACUACUGGGGCAGGGAGCCUUUGGUCGUGUUUAUCUGUGUUAUGAUGUGGACAUAGGACGGGAGCUGGCAGCUAAGCAGGUUCAGUUUGAUCCAGACAGUCCAGAAACAAGCAAGGAGGUCAGUGCCCUGGAGUGUGAGAUACAGCUGCUGAAGAAUUUGCAUCAUGAAAGGAUAGUACAGUAUUAUGGUUGUUUGCGGGACAAAGGCGAGAAGACGCUGACUAUAUUCAUGGAGUAUAUGCCAGGGGGAUCAGUGAAAGAUCAGCUUAAAGCUUACGGGGCACUAACGGAAAACGUUACUCGUAGAUACACCCGGCAAAUCCUGGAAGGAGUUUCUUACCUGCACAGCAACAUGAUUGUACACAGGGACAUAAAGGGGGCCAACAUCCUACGGGAUUCUGCAGGGAAUGUUAAGCUAGGAGACUUUGGGGCCAGUAAGCGUCUCCAGACGAUUUGCAUGUCAGGGACAGGUAUCCGUUCUGUGACGGGAACACCAUACUGGAUGAGCCCAGAGGUGAUCAGCGGUGAGGGAUACGGGAGGAAAGCUGAUGUCUGGAGCCUGGGCUGUACCGUGGUGGAAAUGCUAACAGAGAAGCCUCCCUGGGCAGAGUAUGAAGCCAUGGCAGCCAUUUUUAAAAUCGCCACCCAGCCAACUAUUCCUCACCUUCCCCCAAACACAUCAGAGCAAUGCCGGGACUUUGUAAAGCAGAUACUGGUGGAAGCGAGGCAGAGACCGUCUGCUGAGGAGCUUCUCCGGCAUCCCUUUGCCCAACUCACCUAUUAAGUCUUCAUCAAAGUGUCGUCCUUCACUUGACCAUGGAUAUUCUCCAGAGAUGAAUGUUGACUUUUGAGGGAAGACUCUGGAACAUUUAAUGAGACGCGAUGACAAUCUUCCCUUCAACCUACCCCUACCCCAACUACCUAUCGCUGACUAAGUCUAGAACAGGUUCUAGAUUCAGCACAGGUUUGGGUGUGUGUCAGUGUUAGAGCAGCAGAACAAUGGAUUAUUUUUUUAUCUUGAAGUGACUUUGAUUCCUAGAAAAGAGUUCUUAUGCUCCAAGCCAGAGACACCGUAUGAAGGAAUGGUGCGUGAUGACUUCCAUUAAAAAUAUGCACCAUCCUCCCAUCAUGAAGGAGUUCUUCCACGUCUUAGACAAGUGCCUUAACGCCUCUUCAGCCAGGGAGCAUGAUAACCUUGGCCCAGUGGCAUCUUCCUUUUGAAAGUCCCAGCAUUUCAGUAAUGGUGAGAUAACCUCAUGAUAGCAGUAUGUGACUCCACAUAACUGGUUGUAGUAAAUGUCCCAUUUUGCAUAACAUUACGUUUUUAUGUCCAAAAUUCUGUACUGAUUAAUUUUAUAAUCUAUUUUUAUAGGAGGUUGAAGCUCCGAAUCUGUUGCUAUCAUCCUCACUUUUAUACUGUAUGCAGUAAUCUCCCCCUAGUGGUGGAUGCAGGCAGACAUAAUUUUAUCAUUUAAAGUGGUUGUCCACUUUCUGCUUACAUUUACCCUAGCACACCCUUAGAAGACCACCCUUCCCACUAUACAUGGGUGCUGCAUUUGACAUUUCAGAAGUUUAAGCGGACAACCCCUUUAACUAUGUCUGUCCGGGGAAUAUGGAGCUCUAUAUCAGAUAUACAGGGCUCCAACACUAUGAAGACAUAUAUUACAUGAAUCAGCACAGAAGUUUGGAUCUACUUAAAAACAAAAUGGCGCUCAAGGAUGGACAUUUACUUUAAACUUCCUGACCAACCUGAAGUCCUUAGGAUUCUUGCUAGCAGCGUGCCUUAGUGACGGGUAUGUGAUAUGGUUACACACUUUACAUUCCCCCAGCAAUCAGGUGGUGUUCACACACUGCAUUUGCAUUGAAUUUUCUGUACCCCCUUUUUUGGGGGGGGAAAGGCAUGGAGCCAAUCCCAAAAAGGAAAGCUGUGGUCUCUAUUCCUAGCAAUUGCAUUGUGUUUAUGUGGCUGAUUUAAAGGAGUAUUACAGUUUUUGGUAAGGGAUCGUUCCCUUUUUGUUAGGAAUCUUGAUGCUUUGACCCCCAAAGAGAAACUGUCAUUUGAGGGAAUCUAGCAGCUGGUGCAGCGCCACCACAGGAGAAGUGAAGCAUUACACAUUGUCCAUGUAAGGCUUGGAUCCGCUUGGUCUGUGACCUGACGGUCCUCGGUGGGGUCUAUGAAUACCCUAGCAGGAAAUGGUUGUCUAAAACAAAACAACCUUUUUAAUGACUAUCGUGAAAAGUUCUUACAUAUUUAGUUUCAAUACCUCUGCUUUUGUCGAUGAAUGGAACCAUCCUUGUUUAUUGAGUUUCAGCAUCUGCCUGUGGAGACCUAACACUUCUCAUGGCUGAGGGUCAGGGGCGGUCGCAGACAGCACAGGGACCCUGUGCAAUAACAGUAUAUGGACCCCUUGCUGUCUAAUAGCUUACCAUAGGUCACCCUCUGAUCUCUCUGACCACCAGCAAUUGUGACUUAUGACAUGCCUUUGCUAAAACCCACCCUGCAAAGUAACAGAUAGCAGGAAGGUACUGUAUGUUUUUAUUGUGGUAGUGGGCCCCUUCCUACAAGGUGCACCUGCACAGGUUUCACCAAUGGCAUGCCCAACUCUUGCUGAGGGUUCUGUGCAGUGGUAUCUAAUGUAUACAGUUAUCUAUGAGCUGAACAGCCUGCACUGAUACACUGCAGCAGACAAGACAGAAGUGAGGUGUGUGGUGACAGGGGGCUGUCUAUGUAUUAGGUCUGGACAGUGUUUCCCCUUGUGAACGUAAAGAAGAAUAUUCCCAUUCUCCGACAGCAUGCAAAGAUCUUGAAAUUUGGACGGAAACAAAAUGCAAGGGGGCAGAUUUACUAAUCCUCUUUAAAGUAGGCAGUGAAAACUUUAGCACAGCAGUUAAAGGGGUUAUCCUGGAAAAGAUGAUGACUUUGCCUCACGGGGGUCCAGGUUCUGGCAUCCCCCGCCGAUCAGCUGUUUCAGGGAGACCAAAGCUCUGGUGAGUGAUGCAGGCUCCCAGCAGCUUUACAAGGACAGCGCCGUACAUCGUAUAGUGGCAGUGCUUGGUAUUGCACCUCAGACCCAUUGACUUGAAUGGGGCUGAGCUGCAGCUAGGCCAUGUGACCGAUGUACAGUGACGACACUGACCUAGGAGAAUGCAAGGCCUCUUCUUCAUAAAUCUGUCUAAGGCUACUUUCACACUUGCGCUUGAUCGGAUCUGUUCUGAACGGAUCCGAUCAUAUUAAUGCAGAC
Molecule: messenger RNA, 4559 nt
Organism: Bufo gargarizans (Asiatic toad)
Lineage: Eukaryota; Metazoa; Chordata; Amphibia; Anura; Bufonidae
Gene: MAP3K3
Product: mitogen-activated protein kinase kinase kinase 3
Exons: 16
Coding region: 119-2101 (660 amino acids)
Biological process (GO): protein phosphorylation
Molecular function (GO): protein kinase activity; protein binding; ATP binding
Source: RefSeq, a predicted model, not a curated record